AUGAGAGAGCCCAAUGUCUAUGUUAAUCCCAAUGUUCAGUCCAUCACCAUUGGCACCAACACCAUACAUAUGGACAGGCUUCAGGAUGGAAUCCAAAGGCUCCUCUGGGAGGUGAAAUUGCACUAUGCUACCCUCAUAAAUGACACUGUCGUGCUGAAGGAGGUGCCAGAGCAGGCCAAGGAUGACCUCACCAACUCAAUGUGUGGUUAUUUGUUUGUGUCAGAGGAGCUUUUUUAUAAGAAGUGUCAUGUCAUGUUCUUCUACCUGGUAGAUUGCUAUGACCUCACAAUGGUUGACAAUGCAGGAUGGAUCAUGUGGAACAUCCCUGGAAUAAAGAAAUGUCUCAGACACUCAUUGUGGGUCUGGGAGCCUCUUUACCAUUUACUGUACAUCACCCUACACAUUUUCUGUUAUGGCACUCAAUUUGUUAAUCACAAAGGAGUGAGAGAUUUCUGUCAAGGCAUGAUCAUGAUGGGUCAUGAAUUCAUUGCCCCUGACAACUCUUAUGAUCUAGCUGAUGGGGUCCUCACUGAGUCUGCAGAUUAUUCCACUAGCAUGGACCAUAGUCACUACACCAUCAUUCAAGGAGUGGUCCCUCAACUGCCCAACAAUAGCAUGUACAUUCUGAAGGCUGCACUCUGCACUGCCACAAUUAACCAAUACAAACAUACACUAUAUGAUCAGCCCAUGUCAGAAAUUCCAUCCCUGCUACCCAGCAACAGGAAUGGCCAGCCAAUAAGCUUGGAUAGUAAUCUGGAUGACCUGUUUCACAACAAUAGCAGGAGUAUGACAUCUGUUGUGCCUUUGUCACUGACUGCAAGUGGUUAUAUUCAGUGUGGAUCUAUGCUGUCAGACUCCCCAUAA
Messenger RNA from Suillus subaureus, 864 nucleotides. RefSeq lists its product as uncharacterized. The coding region runs from base 1 to 864 and encodes 287 amino acids. NCBI's taxonomy places the organism in Eukaryota, Fungi, Basidiomycota, Agaricomycetes, Boletales, Suillaceae. The record is from RefSeq and is a predicted model, not a curated record. The transcript has 4 exons.